Messenger RNA from Melampsora larici-populina 98AG31, 957 nucleotides. RefSeq names its product family 5 glycoside hydrolase. Gene Ontology annotation, biological process: glucan catabolic process. Bases 1 to 957 code for a protein of 318 amino acids. Gene Ontology annotation, molecular function: hydrolase activity, hydrolyzing O-glycosyl compounds. Lineage: Eukaryota; Fungi; Basidiomycota; Pucciniomycetes; Pucciniales; Melampsoraceae. The transcript is spliced from 5 exons. The record is from RefSeq and is a predicted model, not a curated record.
AUGGCAAGUUGUCGAUCUAUCCAGCCUAAUUCUGGGCAUAAGCAAAAUUUAGAGCACCGCGCAGCAACUGCAGUUUCUACAUUACCACGCAUGAAUGGAGUCAAUAUCGCCGGAUUAGAAUUCGGCAUCGACACCAACGGCGGGAAGAGUGGGAGCUAUGUCUCACCACCACUUGACCAGAUUCCACAUUUCAUUACCGGUAAGGUCAACGCCCUUCGAUUCCCUAUUGGCUGGCAAUACAUUCAGGUAAAUGAUGUCUCUGACAAGGCUCCGCUGGAUCAAGCCUAUCUUACACUGUUGGAUAAGUAUGUGAUGGCAACUACAAAAUUGGGGGCAUUUGCUAUCAUUGAUCUUCACAACUACGCAAGACGCGACGGAAAAGUUGUUGGUCAGAGUGACCUAGGUGCAGACACCUUGGUGGAUCUGUGGACUCGGUUGGCAGCUCAUUAUAAGGAUCAACCAAAAGUAUUGUUUGGAUUGAUGAACGAGCCUCAUGACUUGACUAGCUCAGUAUGGUUUGGAGUCAUUCAAUCUGUUGUGACCGCAAUCCGAAAGGCGGGUGCGAAUAACAAUAUUCUUCUUCCUGGGAACGCUUACCAGCAUUUGGCAACUUUUGCGAGUGAUUACAACAAUGGAUUAUCUGCGAUCAAGAACCCAGAUGGCUCGCACACAGGACUCAUUUUGGAGAUUCAUCAAUAUUUCGAUCAAGAUGGAUCCGGGACCAGUACUCAAUGCACACAAGAUCACAUCGCAGAGCUUCAAUCUGUUGUUACUCUAUUAAAGAAUGGUGGACGACAAGUAUUUAUAACUGAAGCGGGUGGUGGUAACACCAAAUCUUGCAGUGACAUUGUAUCGAAGUUUGUCACAGCAGCCACAAAAGCAUACCCUACCGUUGUUGGAACCUUGGUUUGGGCGGCGGGUUCCUUUGCUGCGGUAUGUCCUUUUCUUUGCUAUUAG